Papaver somniferum (opium poppy) is the source of this 2038-nucleotide messenger RNA. RefSeq names its product EEF1A lysine methyltransferase 4-like. NCBI's taxonomy places the organism in Eukaryota, Viridiplantae, Streptophyta, Magnoliopsida, Ranunculales, Papaveraceae. The transcript has 7 exons. The record is from RefSeq and is a predicted model, not a curated record. Bases 372 to 737 code for a protein of 121 amino acids.
CUUCCCCUCCCCUCUUUAGAGCCUUCUCUUCGUACUCAACCAGUCGCCAAGAAUUUGAAGUUCAGGGUUUAAUGGAUACCGUACCUACCUCCACUCCAACUCGUUCAGUAAAGUCCUCUGUUGGACCUUCAAACGUAUCAUCUUAUUUGGAUCCACUAUAUUGGGACAAAAGAUUCAGCUCUGAAGAACACUAUGAAUGGUUGAAAGACUACUCUCACUUCCGUCAUCUCAUUCAACUUUACAUCAAACCCAUUUCUCCUACUUCUGUUUUGGAGCUUGGUUGAGGAAAUUCUCAGUUAGGUGAAGAACUUCACAGAGAUGGGAUUACUGGUUUAACUUGCAUCGAUCUGUCUGCAGUUGCUGUGGAUGAUAUGCAGAAGAGGUUAUUAUCUAAGGGAAUUAAAGAUAUUCAAGUGCUGGUGGCUGACAUGUUAGACCUUCCCUUUGAAAAGGAAUCCUUUGAUGUUGUUAUAGAGAAAGGAACUAUGGAUGUAGUAUUUGUAGACAGUGGCGACCCUUGGAAUCCACGACCUGAAACAGUAAAGAAGGCAAUGGCUAUGCUUCAAGGAGUUCACCGGGUCCUGAAACCUGAUGGAGUUUUCGUAUCAAUUUCUUUCGGACAGCCACAUUUUAGACGUCCCUUAUUCGAAGCUCCAGAGUUUAGCUGGUCUAUUGAGUGGAAAACAUUUGGGGAUGGAUUCCAUUAUUUUUUCUACAUCUUAAAGAAGGAUUCAUGAUGGUCAUUUGUGCUGAGAUCUGAACUGCUAUUCUAUGAAUGGAGGUAUUUUCUUAAUUGGUCAAAGUAUUAGAUGAGAAGGAAACAUUUUUAUGGAGAGAUUUUGGGAUUAUAGAAUCUGUCACAUCAACCUUGGAAGCAUAAAAAUGUGAUAGAUCAGUGUAGGAGGGAGAACUGACAUGUUGCAUUUGAUAUUUCUACUUUAUAUCUUAUGUAUAUUAUUCGGAUUUCGGGGUUCCUGCUCUCAGUCUUGAUAGUAAAACUGAGGUUAGCGUUCUCUGAGGGUUUUAUAGGAGUUAGGGAGAAGAUUCUUACCUUAAUAGAGAUCGCUUUCAAGUCUAGAAAUGGAUCCAGGUAGGCACUGUUAAAUUUAUAAUUUGUUUCCUUGCUGCAUUAAUUUGUUGCUUAGGUUAUUCUACCAAACUGAGUCAGUUUGGAGUGUACAACACUGCAGGAAAUUGCUAGUCCUGCAAUGUUCUAUAGAACUUUCUUUCUAGAUAAAAUUCAUCUGUUUUGUUUACUAGGAAAUGAUGGGAUUUUAUGAUACGGUUCAGAAGGCUAUAUGCAGUGAUCGUUUAUCAUUUUGAGGUCCCAUUUAUGCCUUCUGUUCUCACAUUCCCAAGCUCCACAGUCACACCUCUCAGAUUUGCUGAUUGUGCAUCUAUCUCGCAGAACAGAAUCAUAAUUGUGGAGACAGCUCAUCCUAACUAUUUCUGUAGACUAUCUUUACAGGCUUUCAGGAAAGGCUGAACAUCCUAAUAAUACCUCAGUCAGGAUUGCCAUGAAGGCGUUACUGAGUUAUACCUUGUGGGUGUCUGUAUCAACGAGAUGAUUCCUGUUUAUAGAGCCUUCGCUGGAAAACCUUUGUCUUCAAACUUUCUCGUAGUUGCACGAAGCUGCUAAAAGAUCGAUCAGCUACCUCUGCACCUGCCCUUCUUGAAAAGUCAAAAGCUGGCCAUAAUCUGCCGAGGGGUAUAAGCUUUUCUAUAAUAUAUGUUAUGGCUCUCAUGAAGCUGCUGCUUCGCGACCAGUCUGCCAAGAUGCAAGGUGAGAUUCCAGCACCACCAGGUUUUCCUUGUAGCUACUAUGUGGAAGUUUUGGUACUUCUUGAAGCAUGGAUCCAAGAUGCAACAAUUCAUCUACCUGCCAUUAGACGUGACGGAACCACCACAAGAUCACAGACCCAGAAUAUUCAUAUUUUCUUGUUUAGUAACUUUCAAAACUGUUUUCUUGCAGCGACAUGUCAACUGUGUGGACAGAUGGAACUAAAUUUUUCGCAUGGAAUUCAAAUACUGCCAUGUA